CCGAAGACUUGUCGAGAUGCUGAAAUUUAUAGGGCUGCAGGACUUGAAGGUAUAAUUGUAGAAAACAUGCACGAUCGGCCGUACACAGUCAGCGUUGGUGCAGAAAUCACUGCAGCCAUGGCAGUCAUUUGCGCCUCUGUAAAACAGACAUGUCCUCUUCUCCCUUUGGGUGUUCAGAUUCUGUGUGCUGCAAAUCGACAGGCUGUAGCAGUUGCUCUUGCGGCAGGUCUCGACUUUAUUAGAGCUGAAGGCUUUGUUUUUUCUCAUGUGGCGGAUGAAGGGAUUCUAAAUGCUUGUGCUGGUGAUUUACUAAGAUACCGGAAGCAAAUUGGUGCAGAACACAUUCAAGUUUUUGCUGACAUUAAAAAGAAACACAGUGCUCAUGCGCUAACAGCUGAUGUCAGUAUAGAAGAGACUGCUAAGGCUGCUGAAUUCUUUCUGGCUGAUGGGGUGGUAUUGACUGGAACAGCAACUGGAAUAGAGGCGGAUCCCAAGGAAGUGAAAGAGGUUGGACAUGCUGUGAAGAUUCCAGUGCUGGUUGGAUCUGGAGUCACUCGGGAGAAUGUGAAGGACUACUUGGGUGCAAAUGGCUUGAUCGUUGGCUCACAUUUCAAGAAAGAAGGCCAUUGGGCAAACAACGUUGAUCCAGAUCGCGUGAGGAGGUUCAUGGAUCAUAUUGGUAAAAUGAGAGAAUAAAAUUAUUAACAUAU
Sceloporus undulatus (fence lizard) is the source of this 710-nucleotide messenger RNA. RefSeq lists its product as uncharacterized. The record is from RefSeq and is a predicted model, not a curated record. Lineage: Eukaryota; Metazoa; Chordata; Lepidosauria; Squamata; Phrynosomatidae. The transcript is spliced from 5 exons. Bases 67 to 696 code for a protein of 209 amino acids.